Molecule: messenger RNA, 741 nt
Organism: Spinacia oleracea (spinach)
Lineage: Eukaryota; Viridiplantae; Streptophyta; Magnoliopsida; Caryophyllales; Amaranthaceae
Exons: 2
Coding region: 1-741 (246 amino acids)
Source: RefSeq, a predicted model, not a curated record
AUGAGUUAUAUGAGCCAAUUUCAGUAUCAUCCAAGAUGCAAAGAGCUCAAACUCACUCACCUUUGUUUUGCUGAUGAUCUUAUUCUCUGUUGCAAAGGUGAAUUUCAAUCUGUAUACCUCAUUUUGCAAGCUUUCAAGUUGUUCUCUGCUUCAUCUGGUUUGAAGGCAAAUCAGCAGAAAUCUUCCAUCUAUUGUCAUGGUAUGAGUAAUGAUGUCAUUCAGAGAAUCAUUGAUGUUUCUGGUUUUACCAGAAGUCAAUUGCCUUUCAAUCAUCUUGGUGUUCCCAUUUGUGCUAAGAGAAUAUCUGUUGCUCAAUGUGGAAUGCUAGUAGACAAGAUGACAGCUAGGAUUAAGAUGUGGAGCACUAGGAAUUUGUCUUAUGUGGCUAGAAUGCAACUUAUCAAUUCAGUUCUGUUGAGCUUACAUAUGUAUUGGGCACAAAUAUACAUUUUGCCUAUGAAUGUUUUACAAGAGAUCACUAAGAAUGGGGAAUGGUGGGGAUACCAGCUAGGCAAUAGUGCAAGCUGGUAUUGGAAGAAGAUAUGUGAAGUGAAAGAGUUACUGAAGCAAGUUUAUUCUGAGAGUGAGUUCAGUAAUAUGCCUCAUUAUUCAGUGAAGCAGGUGUAUGAGAAAUUAGCAGAUGAUAAGCCUAAAGUUCACUGGGAUGGACUGGUGUGGAAUAGACUCAAUACCCCAAAGCAUAGAUUUAUUGCUUGGCUUGCAAUUCAGGCUAGACUCUAA